Messenger RNA from Acanthochromis polyacanthus (spiny chromis), 4283 nucleotides. It is a transcript of the gene bmf2, whose product is annotated as BCL2 modifying factor 2. Gene Ontology annotation, biological process: negative regulation of autophagy; apoptotic process; positive regulation of apoptotic process. Bases 183 to 704 code for a protein of 173 amino acids. NCBI's taxonomy places the organism in Eukaryota, Metazoa, Chordata, Actinopteri, Pomacentridae. The transcript is spliced from 4 exons. The record is from RefSeq and is a predicted model, not a curated record. Gene Ontology annotation, cellular component: myosin complex.
AAAACAACAAGCACCGCUCCAGUCAGCAAACAUCCAUGAGCGGUGGUGAUGAGAAGACGGAUACGAGGCUCCAGUAGCACCGCAGUCCGCAGGAAACACGGAGGUAACGGGGAGUUGUCAAGAUACCACCGGGCACAACGGAAAACACGUUCAUUGGCGGGAAUUUACCGCUGAGGCGUCGGAUGGAUGAUGAGGAGGAGGACAUGUCACGGCCCAUCUCGCAGCUCUGGGGAACGUCCUUUGGGGACGUCAAAUUCGAAGACCGCGCCACACAGAUCACAGCCGGACAGGCCUUCGCCAGCCACGACAACAACAGCAUCAACGCGCUGCCCUGCGGCUUACACCGGCAGCCUCACAUACCCUUUCACGGCAACGCUGGAUUGCGCUCACAUUUUCCCGCUCAGUUUGAGCCCAUGGAGGACCGGGGAGAGAGGGAGGUUGAAGAGGAGGAGGAAGAGGGCAGAGGGGAAGACAAUGACAGAAUGGCGGAGCGGCCCGAGGAGCAGGCGGGGGUGAGCGUGGAGGCGCAGAUCGGUCGUAAACUUCGGGAGAUCGGAGACAAGUUUCACCAGGAUCACGUUGAACUGUUUAUGAGGCAUCAGAGACAAAACCUGCCUGUCUGGAUGCGCCUUACGAUGGCCCUGUUUGGCUUUUUGUUUCCAAGAGAGGCCCACGUCCCCCGUCUGAGAGGAGCGCAGAGAUGAAGGGACUUCCUGCCGGCCCUUUGCCUCGGAGUCGGACUUUAAGAGAUGGCAGUGUAAGAUGGAACACGGGUUUGGAUUUUGUUUUCUAAUUGAAUAUGAAGAUGAGAUGAAGAAGACACUGGUCACCGCUGGACGGAGACUGAUUACAAAUUUUUGUUUGUUCUGUUUUGUUUUGUUUUAUUUGAACUUUUUUUGUUUUUUUUUCUGCCUCUCAAAGAAGAAGCCAUUGUGUUUGAAGAGAUAUUUUCGAAAUAUUUGUAAGAUUACCUAUUUUGUACAGUAAACUGCUCUUUUUAUUUGGUAUUUCAAGUCUUGAAGGACCUCCAUCAGUCCGGGGAAUGCCUUAUUCUCUCCUGCCACAGUACAUACUCUUUUUGCAUCAAGAAAAAAUCGUUAGGAAAGAGAUCGCUUUUCAGAUUGGGCCCGUCUUUGGGUGACAGACUGUGGACAUUUCUGUGCAGAAGUUACUGAUUUAAAACCUUGAGGACUCGAGGCACACUUCUGAUUUAUUCUCUGAAACACAAUAAGCCCUGUACUUAUCCUUUAAUGCUCCACACUGGCUAAUUCAGACAUGGUCGUCGUGACAUUGUGGCGGUGUAAGAACACACCGUCAGUCGGUCUAGAUUUGUGUUUUUUUUUUUUUCAGCUUCCACGUAGACACGAAGACGUCGCAUCUUUUACGGCGUCAUCCAUCAGCAUCUCCGUCUCCAGAACCGCUCAUAUCGUUAGAGGUGAUCUUCCGGCCCGCUGCGUAGUAGAUUCAGACGCCGUUGAUUUAAAGCAUGUAUACUUGAAUUUAGGUGUGCUGAAGACACUCAGACCCGACGUUGUGAUUUCAGUUCGCGGGCCACGUGUUCGUCUGUUUGCAAAUCUCUGCAUUCACUUUGAAACCAAAUGAGCACAAAGUUGAACGAAUCUCACCCGGUGGGAUUUACAAUCAGGGAACCGGAAACAAUCAGACAGCUGAGAAGCUUUGGAGAAACGUCACCACUUUCCAAAGAGUUCCAGGAUUUACUCCUCUGGCUGAGUUGACAAUCGCAGUUUUAUUUGUUUGUUUGUUUGUUUGUUUUUGCCCCUUGCUGCAUUGUGGGUCGCCUGUGAAUGAGCAAUAUUCAAGCCAGUGGAAGGAGAUCAGACGGACAUUUCCCAGAAUGUUACCAACGUAAUACGCCGCAAUCUACGCAUUUCUUCUUUGUUACAGAAACGUUUUGGGGUCACAGAGAUGCAUUUUUAUUUGAUUUCACUCCAGGUGUAAAUGUCUGAAGCACUGAUUUGAACCCUGAUGUGCUCAAACGCGUUAGUUAUCUCAAAGCGCCGGUGGUACAUUCUGCUCCGCUUUAGUCAGGACAGCUUCUGUACAGUUUAAAUCCGUUUUUUAUUCACACGCCGACGCGUCCGGUCACACGUGAAGUGUGACGACACAGCCACUGUUCCUAAAUGUAAAGUCUUUAAGGACUUCAUAUGACGUUAAAAAUUCCUCAUUUGAUGUAUUAUUUCAGUCUGUUGUAGAUUCAUGAUAUGAACUUUGGAAGACACUGAUGCUUUUUUUCUGCUUUUAUGUUUUCUUCAGGGAGUAGUUAAUAACCGCGGUAAUUACCCGACACGUACUCUUGAGCUGGAUUUGAUAAAAAUCUGCUUUAGUCUUUCAUUCAUGCAAAGACGUUUCAUUCGACUUUUUGCAUUUUCCAAAGCGUUUUCACUCGACGCCGGCAUGGAAGUGUGUUACAGAUUGUCAGGUUGUUUUUUUUGUUUGUUUUUUUUUUAACUACAGGAGUAGCCAAACCAAAAGUUUGUUUCCUGCAAACACUGAACGCUGAGCCAAUUCAGAUAGUUGUGACACACUCUCUCUCAUCUCCAAAAGCUUCUUCGUCACGUUUAACUACUCCCUGUUUCUUAACGAGAACGAGUUUUGGUUUUCUUUGAGAUAAUUUAUUCUAAUUUAUUUUGUGUAUAUUUGCCCAGUGCUACUGUAUAGAUGCUAUCUCAGUGUGUACAGUCCUUUUCUUCUCAUUGUCGAGGUGCAUUGGGUUGCGUGUUUGAUGCCUGUGUGUGGGGAGGUUGGACUAAAGCCAUGUGCCUCGUGCGUUCUCACACGAAUGCUGUGAGUCUUUCACAAAUCACGUGGAGAAUAAAAAAAAAAAACAGACAAUCAAAUGUACAAAACGUGCCUUGUGAGGAACAGACCUGCCACAUCAUCAUCAUUAACACUUGGCAUAUUUACCCCAAAGUCACUGGUCACUGCUCUCGUUUCACUCGGGCUUUGUGAGAUCAAUACGCAAACAAAAAAAUGAUCUUUUUGAUUUCUCACAUCAGCUCACGAGGCACAGGCUCAACCUUUGACAUCUCUCAGCACGAACGGCGAGUUUCACCAUGCAAAACCUUCUCUUCAAUAUCAGAAACGACUGUUUGCAAUGUGCACUGUAAAAACAAAAAGCGACUAUUUUUUAUCUGUAUACUGUAUUUUGCGCCUCUCUCUUUCUACUCCUGUGCUGAACUUCCCCUCUAGAUUUCUUGAAACCUUUUUGAGAUCUGUAAUAUGCUGGAUCGGCCCGGCUCGUCUGGGUUUUUGUGCUUUAUUAUCUACAAUCUAGUAGGGCUGCGGGUUUGCGUUUGAAGGAGGAAUGAGCCACCACGGUGCCCAGUAUUAUUUGAGAAGGGUUGAACGGCCACUCAGCCGGUGUGGGGUUGAUCUGAGCCUGUCGUUACCAACCACUGUUGCAACCUUGACUCAAGUGAAAACAUUUGUUCUACGUUCAACCUUCAGUGUCUUUGCUAUCAAAUUUUUUCAAUCGGUUUUUGAAUAAUCAAGAAAAGAGUGCAUCUUUACUGUCAAGUGCUGUGAUUUGGUGUUUUUAUACAUUAGACAUGAAUUUGACACAGCUGUCGUUGCUAUCUUUAUAAGAAAACCUUUUAGCUAAAUUUUUUCCAUACCUUUUUGUAAGAAGACGACGACGAAAGAACUACAACUCGACUUUUUUGCUUUUUCUAUGAUUGCUUUUUUUUCAAUGUUGUGGCUUUUUUUUUUUUAUCUUAAAAUUUCGGAUAUUGCCAAGUCUGCUGUGUCACUCUCAGUUCAAGGGCUUUUUUCAAUAUAUGUAAAUGGAGUAAAAAUGCAUGUCCAACAUUCCUGGAAAAAAAAUCUGUAUCCUAAGGAUUUGAAUGUAAUUUAAUGGAGUGAAAAACCACAAUAUCUCUUUGAAUACGUGAAAUGAAACAGUGGAACUUAUUUCAGACGUUGCUUUCUUUACGUUCAGAGUGGUCUCAAGGAUUUCACAUUCAUGUGUCCUAUGAAGUGAGACCCAGUCCAGAUGUAGCAGUUUUUUGAUAAAGCAUUGGCUGUGUUAUCUUUGGGACUGCUCUGUUUCUCCUGCACAGUCUUCAGACGGCGCAGGACGUUGGAGCGAUGGAGGGGUUUGGAGGAGGACCGGGAGGGAUGUUUGUUCUUUUUCUAGUGCAAUAUGCUGUACAUAAGAGCUUGGCUCACACAAAUCUUACAAAUUCUCUUAAUUUUUUUGUUGUUCAAUGGGUACAUCGCUUUUUUUUUGUUUGUUUUUUCAUUAAAACUUUAUGGACAAUUCA